Messenger RNA from Suncus etruscus (white-toothed pygmy shrew), 1620 nucleotides. RefSeq names its product proprotein convertase subtilisin/kexin type 4 (gene PCSK4). The record is from RefSeq and is a predicted model, not a curated record. Gene Ontology annotation, molecular function: serine-type endopeptidase activity. The coding region runs from base 1 to 1620 and encodes 539 amino acids. Lineage: Eukaryota; Metazoa; Chordata; Mammalia; Eulipotyphla; Soricidae. The transcript has 13 exons. Gene Ontology annotation, cellular component: Golgi membrane; trans-Golgi network. Gene Ontology annotation, biological process: peptide hormone processing.
AUGCGGCCAGUCCCGACUGUUCAAUGGCUGCGCCUGGCCUUGGUCCUGGCCCUGGCCCUCGUUGGCCUCUUGUCUACGGGCUGGGCCUUCGCCCGCACCCCCAUCUAUGUCAGCAGCUGGGCCGUGCGGGUGUCCCAGGGUUACCAGGACGCCGAGCGCCUGGCGCGCAAAUUCGGCUUCGUCAACCUGGGGCAGAUCUUCCCUGACGGGCAAUACUUCCACCUGAAGCACCGGGGCGUGGUCCAGCAGUCCUUGACCCCACACUGGGGCCACCGCCUGCGCCUGCAAAAAGACCCCAAGGUGCAGUGGUUUGAGCAGCAGAAGUUGCAGCGGCGAGUGAAGCGCUCCUUGGUCCGGCCCAAGGACCCCUGGUUCUCCAAACAGUGGUACAUGAACAACCAGGUGAGGCCGAAUUUGAACAUCUUGCCCGUCUGGAGUCAGGGGCUGACGGGCCAAGGCGUUGUGGUCUCCGUGCUGGACGACGGCAUUGAGAAGGAUCACCCAGACCUCUGGGCCAACUACGACCCCCUGGCCAGCUACGAUUUUAAUGACUACGAUCCAGAUCCCCAGCCUCGAUACACAGCCAAUGACGAGAACCGGCACGGGACCCGCUGUGCUGGGGAAGUGGCAGCCGUUGCUAACAAUGGUUUCUGUGGCACAGGCGUCGCCUACAAUGCUCGAAUUGGAGGCGUGCGUAUGCUGGACGGCACGAUCACAGACAUCAUUGAGGCACAGUCCCUGAGCCUGAUGCCACAGCACAUAGACAUCUACAGUGCCAGCUGGGGCCCUGAGGACGACGGUCGCACAGUGGACGGCCCAGGAAUCCUCACCCGGGAGGCCUUCCGUCGUGGCGUCACCACGGGCCGAGGAGGACUGGGCACUCUCUUUGUCUGGGCAUCGGGGAAUGGCGGUUUGCACUAUGACAACUGUAACUGCGACGGCUACACCAACAGCAUCCACACACUGUCGGUGGGCAGCACCACCAAGCAGGGCCGUGUGCCCUGGUACAGCGAGGCCUGUGCCUCCACGCUCACCACCACCUUCAGCAGUGGCGUGGUCACUGAACCACAGAUUGUCACCACAGACCUGCACCACCGCUGCACAGAGAAGCAUACGGGCACCUCGGCUUCUGCCCCACUGGCUGCAGGCAUGAUCGCUCUGGCUCUGGAGGCCAAUCCCCUGCUGACUUGGAGGGAUAUGCAGCACCUGGUGGUCCGUGCAUCCAGGCCAGCGCAGCUCCAGGCAGAGGACUGGAGGACUAACGGUGUGCGACGCCGAGUGAGCCACCACUACGGCUACGGUCUGCUGGACGCUGGGCUGCUGGUGAAGUUGGCACGCACGUGGCAGCCCACACAGCCCCAACUGAAGUGCAUCCUCCACAUUCUUCACAGACCCAUCACCAUCCUACCACAGACUGAGGUGCCGAAGAACGUGUCGGCCUGCGCUGGCCACGCCAACGCCAUCCGCUCACUGGAGCAUGUACAGGUGCGGCUGUCGCUGACCUACAGCCGCCGAGGGGACCUGGAGAUCUCACUGGUCAGCCCCAUGGGCACCCGCUCCACACUCGUGGCCAUCAGGGACGCUGUACCGCUACACGCUGCUGUUAUAUGGGACGGCUGA